AUUUUUUAAUAUGGCGGCACCAUCGUAUCCCACAUUUUCUAAUGGCGGUAUGCUCUCCUAAAUAAUAGAAUCAACGAAAAAAAUAUAUUUCACUCCAUUUUAAAGCUUAAUAAUACUUAUGCAAUGACUUCAAACAAAGUGGACUGGGGUAAACAUGCCGACGAACAAGAAAGUUUAGCUUCAAAGGUCACAAAUCUAGACAUAGGUACUCCAGUUAAUGAUGCUGUUAGUGAUUCCAAGAGCGAUGAAGAACAAAUUUCACCUGCAGAGAAGUCCCUUCUGCAAAAAAUUAUUCGCAAAGGAUUGGUGGAAACCACAAAAGAUUUGGAAAUCCAGAGAAGAGAUCCUACAUCACCUUUAUACAGUAUAAAAACAUUUGAAGCACUUCAUCUAAAGCCAGAACUGUUAAAAGGAGUCUAUGCUAUGGGCUUUAAUACACCAUCGAAAAUUCAGGAGACAGCUUUGCCUACACUACUUGCUGACCCGCCACAGAACAUGAUUGCACAGUCUCAGUCUGGUACUGGAAAGACAGCAGCAUUUGUACUUGCUAUGCUGAGUAGAGUGGAUACAAGUAAAGAUUAUCCUCAAGUACUGUGCUUAUCACCGACAUACGAAUUAGCUAUUCAAACUGGAGAAGUGGCAGCAAAAAUGUCUCAGUUUUGUCCUGAAAUAAAAUUGAAGUAUGCCGUCAGAGGGGAAGAAAUACCGCGUGGAACGAAGAUUACAGAUCACAUUAUAAUAGGGACUCCAGGAAAAGUUUUGGAUUGGGGUAUAAAGUUUCGAUUCUUUGAUUUGAAAAAAAUUUCUGUCUUUGUUCUGGAUGAAGCUGAUGUCAUGAUCGCCACUCAGGGUCAUCAAGAUCAAUGUAUCCGUAUUCACAAAUUACUUCCACGUACAUGUCAAAUGAUGUUCUUCUCUGCCACGUACGAAACUGCAGUGAUGGAAUUCGCAGAAAUAAUAGUUAGUAAUCCUUUAAUAAUACGUUUGCUGAAGGAAGAGGAAAGCUUGGAUAAUAUUAAACAGUACUAUGUCAAAUGUAAGAAUAUGGAUGAGAAGUAUAACGCUAUUACAAAUAUUUAUGGCGUUAUCACUAUUGGGCAAGCAAUAAUUUUCUGUCACACAAGAAAAACUGCUAGUUGGUUAGCGGAAAAGAUGACAAAAGAUGGACAUGCAGUGGCUGUAUUAUCAGGCGACUUGACUGUUGAACAAAGAAUCGCAGUUUUGGAUCGAUUCCGUGCUGGUCUUGAAAAGGUUCUGAUCACAACAAAUGUAUUAGCAAGAGGAAUCGACGUGGAGCAAGUUACUAUUGUUGUGAAUUUUGACUUACCAAUGGAUCAGAAUCGUCAGGCUGAUUGUGAGACUUACUUACAUAGAAUAGGGAGGACAGGAAGAUUUGGCAAAUCAGGAAUUGCCAUAAAUCUUAUAGACUCAUCUCAUGCAAUGCAACUGUGCAAAGACAUUGAACAACAUUUCGGAAAGAAGAUUCAAUACUUGGAUGCAGAGGAUGCGGAUGAAAUAGAAAAGAUUGGAGCUUAAUACUUUAAGAAGAAACAAAGACAUUUUUUAUAUUUAAUAAGGUGUUCUGUAUAUUCUUCACAAUUAAAAAGGUCCACUAUAGAAUUAUACUUUCUGAUUUGUAUAUUAGUUUCUGACAUGGAAAACGACAAAUUCGUAAGACUGCAAACAAUAUAGAACUUAUGAAAGUCAGAAUUAUUCUGUAUGCUGGACAUAGUGAUAAUUAUGAACACCCAAGAGUUCUAAUUUUUUUCAAUUAUAUUUAACAUCUUUAUUGCCUGAAUGUUUCUGUUGUGUUUAACAUACCACAUGUAGCUAAGCUUAACGUUUAAUUUUGUAACAAAUAGAAAGUAUCAUUUUAACAUCGGACUAAAACGUUUAGAAGAUAACCAAUAGAAUUACUUAAUAAUACAAUACAUAUUUCUCAACGCUAAGUUACCGUAUACUGUGUUAAAGAGUUAUUUCUCGUAUAUACUUUGCAAUAAAAUACUUUCUAAGUUGCAUAUAA
This is a messenger RNA of Cephus cinctus (wheat stem sawfly), 2023 nucleotides long. It is a transcript of the gene Dbp80, whose product is annotated as DEAD-box helicase Dbp80. Lineage: Eukaryota; Metazoa; Arthropoda; Insecta; Hymenoptera; Cephidae. Gene Ontology annotation, biological process: poly(A)+ mRNA export from nucleus. The record is from RefSeq and is a predicted model, not a curated record. Gene Ontology annotation, cellular component: nucleus; cytoplasmic stress granule. The transcript is spliced from 8 exons. Gene Ontology annotation, molecular function: RNA binding; ATP binding; RNA helicase activity. Bases 124 to 1536 code for a protein of 470 amino acids.